CCGUAUUCCAGAAAAAACCUCCGAAAAAAAACAUUUGAACCAGGUCAAGCUCUUCGAAGUUGUUAAAGAAACAUUGGAAAGUUGAUGUUAUUGCGGAACCCUGCAUUGACAACAUCAUCAUUACUAGCCGCCACAAGGAGAGUCUGCAACUACAAUCUUCUCGCAUCCACAUUCAUGGCGUCUUCAGCUGUGGAUUGCAGUUUGCUGGUUCUAUGUGGCAAAUCACUGGCGGAGAAUGAGUCUGCUAAAGAAAUCAAGACCAGUAACACCCUCAAGCUCCCUGACAAUGGAGAACUAUCCCUUGUUUUGCAUUCGGAGUUUGAUGAUAAAAGGGUCAUGCAACCACAGUCGUUCUCAGUUAAUUCAUUCAUGAAUUCUCUUUCAUCAGAUCAAUUUGGCAGGCUUCUCAUUUGGUCUCCACGGUUGUCUUCAACACAUGAUGUUGUUUCACACAACUUUUGUGAGCUUCCAAUUGGUACAGUAUGUGUUGCUGAUGUUCAGACCAAGGGACGAGGUCGGUCAAAGAAUGUCUGGGAGUCUCCACUAGGUUGCCUCAUGUUUUCUUUUACUCUGCAAAUGGAGGAUGGACGAGUUGUUCCCUUAGUUCAGUAUGUGGUUUCCCUAGCUAUAACUGAGGCAAUCAAGGAUAUCUGUGACAAAAAUGAUUUACCCAGCAUUGAUGUUAAAAUCAAGUGGCCAAAUGAUCUUUAUUUAAAUGGCUUUAAAGUUGGAGGAAUUCUUUGCACCUCAACCUAUAAAUCAAAGAAGUUCAAUAUUAGUGCAGGAAUAGGCUUAAAUGUCAGUAAUGAGAAGCCGACGACAUCCUUAAAUACAGUUCUAAGAGAAUUAUAUGUGGGAGCUUACCAGUUUCGAAGAGAAGAUGUUUUGGCAGCCUUUUGUAACAAAUUUGAGAAACUUUAUGGUAUAUUUGUGAAUCAAGGAUUUCAAACCCUAGAGGAGCUAUAUUAUAAGACAUGGUUGCACAGUGGGCAGAGAGUUAUUGUGCAGGAAAAUAAUGAGGACAAAGUGAUCGAACAUGUGGUAACUAUUCAGGGUUUGACUUCCUCAGGAUAUUUGUUGGCAGUCGGUGAUGACAGUCAAAUGUGUGAGCUCCACCCUGAUGGUAAUAGCUUUGACUUUUUCAAAGGACUGGUCAGAAGGAAACUUGCCUGAAGAAUAUCCCCUUGCAUAUUUCACCAAAGGCAAAUUCUCUCACGCUCUCUUUGUAUAUAUUACCAAGGUUUUGGCUUUGUAGCUAAAACAACUUACCAAUAAAUCAAAUGAAUUUGUUUCUUAUGUUUGUCAUUAGAAUCUUAGAGCAUUUGUAUUCCAUUUCAUUUUCCUUGCCUGGUCAAGCAAGAUCUUCUACAUUAUGCCAUGUGAAAAACAUCAUGCAGUUGCGACCAAAAUAAAUUAUUGUUUUCUCCUGAUAGAACCAUGUUUCAUGAUUGGUGUAGUCAAUCAUUUGUAAGGAAUAUGGUGGUCCUUCUUCGCCAGCUAUGAACUGAUUUGAGAAAAAUAUUUCUGUCUCA
Molecule: messenger RNA, 1532 nt
Organism: Lotus japonicus
Lineage: Eukaryota; Viridiplantae; Streptophyta; Magnoliopsida; Fabales; Fabaceae
Product: biotin--protein ligase 2-like
Exons: 10
Coding region: 85-1173 (362 amino acids)
Biological process (GO): protein modification process
Cellular component (GO): cytoplasm
Molecular function (GO): biotin--[biotin carboxyl-carrier protein] ligase activity
Source: RefSeq, a predicted model, not a curated record